UUGGAACAGACGGAGGCCAGACCUAUUGCACUGGGAACGAUAUAAAACCAUCACUCUGACAGCGCUCGUCCACAGAACACAGUGCAGCAGUUCACUACGCGUUCACCAGUUCACCAUGAAGUCCCUGCUGUGUGUUGUUCUAGCGUUGGGAUGCAUUGCAUUGGCACAGGCCACAGCAGUGUCGGAGCGCGAAACGUUUGGGCUCGUUGAGCAAGACUCGAAGUUCAUGAAAUGCGCCGCUCGUCUCGGCACAGACAUUGUUGCGGGACUGCAGGCCGUGGCCGGAUUCUUCACAAUCACUUUGGCUAUCCCCGUGUUCGGCCUCAUCAUCGCACCCCUCAUCACCCUCUAUGGUCUCGUCACCAUGCCCGUCAUGCUCUACCAAGACAUGGUCGCCUGCUUCGGAGAGCCCAUCUGAUAGACAUAAGACCCAAAACAACUCAGGACAUGGCUGAAUCAUCGACUACUCGUGACAUUUACUAAUGCAAAUAAAAAUAUAACAAACACAA
This is a messenger RNA of Frankliniella occidentalis (western flower thrips), 509 nucleotides long. RefSeq lists its product as uncharacterized. Bases 116 to 418 code for a protein of 100 amino acids. NCBI's taxonomy places the organism in Eukaryota, Metazoa, Arthropoda, Insecta, Thysanoptera, Thripidae. The transcript is spliced from 2 exons. The record is from RefSeq and is a predicted model, not a curated record.